Aphis gossypii (cotton aphid) is the source of this 1895-nucleotide messenger RNA. RefSeq names its product probable vesicular glutamate transporter eat-4. Gene Ontology annotation, biological process: monoatomic anion transport. The coding region runs from base 379 to 1812 and encodes 477 amino acids. The record is from RefSeq and is a predicted model, not a curated record. Lineage: Eukaryota; Metazoa; Arthropoda; Insecta; Hemiptera; Aphididae. The transcript has 11 exons. Gene Ontology annotation, molecular function: transmembrane transporter activity.
ACAGUAACCACUUACUACUUCUGUGAGUUCUCUGAUCUACACUAUUAGAUGUGUUACAAAUUCAUAAAAUGCUAUUAGAAUAAUUGCACCAACUUAUGUAAAACACUCAAUAGUUAAUUGAAUUUAUUGAAUUUAAUUAUAUACACAAUAAAAAUAGGUUCUGUUGUCAUUCCUGAACAAAAUAAAACCGCUUCCAGAUCGAGUAAAGACUGCUUAAUUUAACAUUACAGAUUUAACAUAUCUAACCUUCAGUAUUCAUUGCAUAUACUACACUUUGGUCGUUGAUACACAUUACACAUAUCGAAUUAUCUUCUCCACACAUUUCAAAUAAUAUCUCUAUAGACUAUUAAUAUCAACUUUAAACGUUCAUUAUCGAAAAUGAAUUUUGGGGAAAACGAGACCAAUCGAUGGGAUUCUACCCCUCACGUUCACCAAUCAUCACACAGUCUCAUCAACAGGCUUAUCCGUUUGAGAACUACAUAUUGGAAUAGACAAUAUGCGAUCAUUUUGCUCGCGUAUAUAGGUUAUAUAAUUGUGGCGUAUCAAUUUAAUUUUCAUUAUGAGUUUUUUGAGUUUUUAUCAGAUCAAAACAAAUUACAUAUUAACUCGUCCCAUUAUGAUUACAUACAUUACUACCAAUAUGGACGUGUCAUAGGUUUAAUACCUACAGGAAUUUUGGCCACCAUUUAUCCAGCUCACAAUAUUUUAGGAAUCUCUGUCACCAUAUCAUCGAUUCUCUAUUUAAUUAUAGUCAUGAGUAUACGUUACAUAGACGCUCACACGCAUUCUUUCUUACAAUUUUGUAUGGGAAUUACAUUGAGCGGGAUGACUGGAUCGAUUGACAGGGUUUGGACGUAUUGGGUACCACUAAAUACGCAAUCAAUACGUCACAUUCCAAUAAUACUAUUUGAAAUUAUAUACAAUGGCGAAUAUCUCGAUAAAAAUAUUGCUGCACUCCACCAUACAUAUUCAUCUUAUACGUUAACGCUAUCUUUCGGAGUGAUCGGGCUGGCGUGGUACAUUUUGUGGUUGUACGUGAUCAAUGACAAUCAAUUUCGGAGGCUGAACUGCAAUAUUAUUUUAUUUGGAGGUUCGAACGACUCACAAUACCCUUUACAAAAAUCUGAAAGGUCGUUAAUCCAUUCAAUCGUAUCGGACAUACCAUGGAAAUCGUUGUUUACUUCUAUGCCUGUCCUUGUGAUCUUUUUAUUAGCCGUGUGUGAUGGUCAAUUAUAUAUUGAAAAAGCUGAUGCUGAUUUUGACAUUCAUGUAACGUUUGAUCGGCAAACGAGAACAUUUAAUAUCAUUUUAUUGAUUCUUAUCGUCAUCUUGGUCGAAUUAGUUCCAGAAAUCAUUGUAUCCAUUUCCACCACCAAAAUUAGAAAGUUUUGGAAUUGGUUGUAUUUUGGUUCACUGAUCAUACAUUAUAAUCUGGAAGCCAUCGUUGACAACACUUUAGAAACCAAUCGAAUUUACCAUUUUAUUCUUCAAGAAAUAGAAUAUCUUAAUUAUUUCGGAUACUUCUUUAACUAUUUAGAUAUUGCACCAAAAUACUCUAGCUUAAUUUCUAGUCUUCUGAUGGUAGUUUAUUAUACUUUCAAUAAAUUGUGUGCAACGGUCCUACAGAACAUAUUCAAUUCUAAGAUACUUAACGAUGCCGAAACUAACAUCUUGAAGGCGGUAAUAUGUUUAUUGAUUGGAACGUUGUAUUCUAUUUUCGGAUCUGCGGAAAUACAACCAUGGGCAGCGGACAAGCCAGUAAAAGAAAUUCAACAAAAUCUAGUCGAAAAUGAAAAUCUGCAGUCUGUAUAACAGAUUAAUUAAAUAUAUUUACUAUUGUCUACACAUUAUACUUAAAUACUAAACAUACAUAAUAUAGAUAAUACAAUUAGUAA